GGAAGAACAUAAAAAAAGUAGAGAAACGGAGAGAGGAGUAGCCCUGCAUGAAGGAGAGAGACAAAUGCUGACUCCAAAGGAAAACAGAUGUCCGUCCACCAUUUAUGAGCUUACGACACACUUCCGUCUCAGCAAUGGCGGACUCUCAGUCACAGCCGUUUCGCUCCAAACCUGCCACAAAUCCCGAGCCUACACUCCCACUCCUCUCCCUUUCGCAUCCUCUUUCGAUACUAUAUAAUAGGGUUAGGCUCUCUUGUUUCUGCUUCGUCCAAUCCGCCCAAAUCAAACCUGUUCGGUCAAAAUGGCCAUUCAAAUCGUUCGGAUCUGCACUCAGCUGCUUCUUAAGGCGGUCAACCGUCUGGUUGGCUACACCGGCCUUGCCAUCCUCGCGUACGCUUACCGGAGGUACUCUAUCUCCAUGGAUAACAGAGUUAGCCCAGAUGAUGAACCCAGCCUUUGGUUCUUAUACACCUCUGUUUGUGUUGGCAUAGCUUUCUGUUUUUUGGCUCGUGUAGGCCACAUUGGUGCAGUGACUGCAAAUAAAACAUGUUUGGCCUCUUAUUGUGCUUUGAUGUUUUCUCUUAUCCUGACGGAAGUUCGCCUAUUCUUGAACGAAGACUGGAGAGAGAGUUCUCCCAAGGACUGGACUGGAGGGCUUGAUGAGAUCAACAGUUUCAUUGCAAAUAACAAUGAACUUUACUUUUGGGCAGGCUUUUUACUGACGUCUCACCAUUCAAUUUGUGCAAUUCUUGCACUGCUUCUCUAUGCCAUGGUUGAGUCCAUGGGCAACAAUGGUGAUGACCCAGUUCCAGAGAGAGCCCCACUCUUGCCAACUUAUAUUCGCAGUACGCCGUUCCGUUGGUAGCAUAGGAACCAUCCGUGAAAGACUGUACAAGAAAGGCUUUGGAGAAGUGCUGUUUAAGAAAGCUCCAUGUUGAUCGCUCAAGAACUGCAGCUGUGAAGCUAAACAAGUAACUCUGUGUCUGUGUAGUUGAAACACUUGUUUACGGCUAUUAUUCUGCCCAGACAAGUGCCUAUAGAAUGUAUAUCAAUUUAUGCUCGGAUUAAUACCCAAAUGGUUUUAGAUUAAGUUUGUAUUAGAUGUUUAUAUUACUAGACUAAAUCCCGAACCCUUGCAGCUGUAUUUAUUACCUUCAAAGAUGUUGAUAUUUAUAUUAUACAAAAUUACAAAUGUUCAAGUUCUUUGGCUGUUCUUCAGCAUAAAAAAUCAUU
Messenger RNA from Cuscuta epithymum, 1233 nucleotides. NCBI's taxonomy places the organism in Eukaryota, Viridiplantae, Streptophyta, Magnoliopsida, Solanales, Convolvulaceae. The record is from the annotation of a GenBank genome assembly.